Molecule: messenger RNA, 1934 nt
Organism: Cannabis sativa
Lineage: Eukaryota; Viridiplantae; Streptophyta; Magnoliopsida; Rosales; Cannabaceae
Product: putative F-box protein At3g10430
Exons: 2
Coding region: 70-1188 (372 amino acids)
Molecular function (GO): protein binding
Source: RefSeq, a predicted model, not a curated record
UCUAUCUAUAUCUAUUGAUAUAAUAAUACUGCAUAUACUUUUUGAUAUUCUAGUUCUACGAUUUCCAAGAUGUUGAGAGUUAUUCUUAAUUUCUUUUCUUCUUCUUCCUCUAAAAUAUACAUACAUGAUGAUAUACAAGAAGAGAUCUUAUUAAGAUUACCACACGAAUCUUUGGUAACAUUUAAACGUGUGUGUAAAUUAUGGUACAACAUCAUUACGAGCAAAUCAUUUAUAAGUAAGCACUUUCAAUAUCACUCCAAAACCACUUCACACAAUACUACUUUUGCCCUAAUUUUUACAGAUAUCAUGUCCAUGCCAAGAUUACUUGAGCCUAAACUUGUCUCCAUAUCUUCUGUUGAUGGUGAACAUUUAAGCCGAUUUACGAAAAUUUUCACAAAUGAAAAAUAUUAUACAACACUCCCAUUCGCGCUUCAUUGUAAUGGGAUCGUUUGUAUUCCGUAUCUUUUACUUGAAGAAAGUACUAAAAACAUCUUUUUCUUCAAUCCAACACUAAGACAAUCCAAGAUAAUCAAGGGACUAGUUGGCAUAUCAAAUGAAAUAGGAUGUGGAUUUGGGUACGAUCGAAGAAGAGAUCUUUACAAGUAUAUUUCGAUCACAAUACUUAAAAAUACUUUUCAUUAUACAGUUCAUAUCCUUACUCUUAGUAAUAGUACUUGGAAAACGAUUAAUGUUGAGGCAGAUGAUAAAAAUAUGUGGAUAGGAAAAUAUUGUUAUGGUAAUAGUGUGCAUUUAAACUCAAUUAUUUAUUGGGUCAAAUCUAAAUGUGUUGUUACAUUUGAUCUGUGUGAUGAGAAAUUUGAUAUGAUACCAUUUUCAAAUGAAAUUAUGGAGCAUAAUUAUUUUCCAUUCGCAAAUAAAAAACUAGUUGUGUGGAAAGAUGAAUCGGUUGUGUUGUUUGUUGGGGGAGUUACAAGUGUGCAGAUGUGGGUAUUGGUAGUAAGUAAUUGGAGUUGGAGAAAGCAUCUUAUAAUCGAUGCGACACCGUUUAAUCGGUUAAGGCCCUUGGAGUUUUGGAGUCAUGAAGAGUUGCUCAUGUUGCCCGAAGACAAACCUAUAAUUUCAUAUAAUAUUCGAACCAACACCAUUAGGAAGUUGAAAAUUCAUCCAUGCUUGCAUUUUUUGAAUUUGUUGUGUAAAAAAUCUUUAGUUUCGGUAUUCAAUAAUUAGAUGUGUUUGUAUUUUCAUUAUUAUCUACUUAAUUUAGUUGAACUAAUCUAAUUUCAAUAAAUAAUGUUAUUUCAAUUUUAUUCAUAUGCAAUACUUGUGGUAUAUCAUUAUUAUGUAGUUAGAUAAUUAAUGGGUGAAUUUAUACUUAUUUCAUUGUUACUAUUUCUUAAUUCUUAAACCUUGAACUAUUAUUAUUUUUUAGAACAUAUAAGUAAAUAUUUUUGAGAACAAUAAAGUUGUUUCAUGAGAAGUAUUUUUGUUGGCUUGAGACAUUUAAUUAUAAUAAUGUAAAUUGAUAAGAAAAAGGAUACUGAUAAAGAGAUAUUUAAAUUAGCGUUUCAUAAACAGUACGAUAUGCUCAUAAGAGCAGUUUCAAUAUUAAUGUUUAUGUGUUGCUUGUCGAAAAUAAACCUACUUCAAAUGGUGGCCUCCCACCAUAGUAGUCUUGAUUUAUUUUAAGUAAGGGACAAUAGUAAUGAUUUUAGAGUUGCUUAGUAUUAAAUACGACACACGACACGAAAAUAUAAAUUUCUUAUCACGAAAAUAUGAUACGUAAGCACAAAAUAAAACACGAAUUAAAAUUCAUAAAAUUAUUUUUAUUUAAUAAUUUAUCUACUAUUUCGUAUAAAAGUACUUUAUUUAUAUAUUUUAAAACUAUAUAUAUUUUUGAAAUUAAAUUAUUUUAAUAUAUGUAGUAUACCGUUUUUAACAUACUCUUUGUCAAGCGAAGUUCUAAAUUACGUUGG